AUGAAAGAAAUAUAAAUACAAUGUUAACAAAGUUAUGAAAUCUCACAACCAUUAGCGUUUACCUUUGAUGAAUUAUCGAAAGUCCUGUAUGUUAUUGAUAAGGAAUCCAAUAUUAUCAAAUACGAAUACAAUAAUAAAUAACUAAGCAUAUAAACAACUUACAAAGUGGGUGCUCAAAUUUAGAAUAAUUCUAAAAUCUUGUCAUUCCAAUAUUUGAUGGAAAAUGAUCAAUUAAUAAUAGUUUAUAGAGAUGGAGCUAUAGUCAAAGUGUAUAAAGAGGAAGCAGAAGUGGUUGGAUAGUUUGAGUGUGGAGUAUUGGGAGCAGCUUGGAAUCCCAAUCAGGAAUAACUAGUUGUUGUUUGCGGAGAUGGAAAGUUGGUGAGCUUUGAUGUGCAAUUAGAACCAACAAAGGAAAUCAAUAUCGAGGGAAUUCUUGAUCAAUUGGUAUCGAUCUCUUUUAAAAACGAUGGAAAAUUUUUUUCAUUAAACUACGCGAUUCAAGAAGGUAGAGUAUGUGAGACUUAUGAUGUAUAAUUGGAAAAAUUCAGAAGUCCAAGUAAGUCAGACCCUGAAGGAGGAUUAGUUUAGGCGAUCUUUGAAAAGCCUAGGAAUCUUGUAAAUACAGUUUCAUGGUAACCUAAUAGUUAAUUCAUUGCUGGUAUUCAAGAUAAAUAAGUGAUAUUUUGGGAGAAGAAUGGUUUGAGACAUUUGGAAUUCAACAUUUUUGAGGAUUCUACAAAUAUCAAAUGGAGUCCAGACGGAAUCAUUUUGGCUAUUUAACAAGGUGACAGAAUAACAGUUCAUUUAAGAUAAAAUUAUAAAUGGUAUGCAAAAAAAGCAUUUAAAUUUGAGAAACUAAUUGAUUAUACAUUUAUUGAGAACAAUACUUUAGUGGUAUUUAAUGAGAACAGUAUGAAUAUCUUUUGGCUCAAUUAUCAUUUUAACAAUACUUCAAUAGGUUUAUCUACUGAUUAUGAUACCUUAUUAGUCAGUGAUUAUAAGAAGGGAGUCAUUCCACCACCCUUAUGUCAUUAUUAAUUAAAGGUGGACAGUCAAAUAGAUUUAGUGUAUUAUGACUAAUUUAUUUAUAUCUAUUCAUACGAUGGAACUCUGAGUAUAUUUGAUAAUGUUAACCUGUUGGGUAAAGUGAAGUUGGAUAUCGAUUGUGCUCAUAAAUUGAUUUGCUAUUCUGAUAAAUAAUAAGAUGUUAUUUUUGGUCAUGCUGUUUUUGUAGUGCACGAGGCAGAAAGUGAUAAGUUAGUUGAUGUUGUAAUCUCACCAACUUUUGAGAUUAUAAAUAUAUGGAGAAAAGAAUUCUCUUAACCAACAUAGAUUUCAGCAUUGACUAAAAAGGGUCACUAGAUUAUAUUACAUUCAAGAUUUGGAGAAAAGUUUAUAUAUGAUCAAUCACUAGAGGAAAGCUUAAGUGAAUUCGAUCUGGCCAAUAAAGAAUAAAAUGUAUAUGACGUCAAGAUCCAGCAGCAUAAUGAAUGGCUUGGUUGUUUGAAGUCUAAUAGUAGAUUAACAUUAAACAAUCAUCUAGUCACUAAUGAGUGUACAUCAUUUGCAUUUUUUGAUCAUUUUCUAGCAUUUACUAUUAACACAACUGAUCAAUUUCAUAAUUUAUAUAUACUAGAUCUUAAUAAGCCUAUUUCAAUUGAUAAAAAAAGUUUGAAUAUUAGUAACAUAGAGAGAGGAGCUAAGAUCUUAGCCGUUGUUUCCUUGGAUAGACUUAUUGUUUAAAUUCCAAGAGGAAAUUUAGAAACAACAGCACCAAGAGUCAUGGCUCUGCAUCUCUGCAAACAACUAUAUGAUAAUAAGCAAUAUAAGACUUGCUUUGAAAUGAUCAGAAAACAUAAACUAGACAUGAAUUUGAUGUUUGAUUUCUCUGGAGAAUUGGAUGUCUAGAUCGUAGAAUAACUAUCAGAACAGUAUCUAUAACUCUUUAUCCAAUCUCUAAAUAAUGAAAUAAGUUUCGAACUUCCUUAUGUUUUGACAGCUGAACAGUACAAACAUCAGAAGGUGUUAAUAGUGGAUAAAACCUUGGGAACAUCCAAAAUUAAUUAUGUCUGUUAAAAGUUGAUUGACAAUAUGAAGGAGGAAACUCACAUUCUCACCAUAGUGACAGCAAUGUUAAAGAAGGAGCCCAGUGAAGUAGAAGAUGCUCUAUUGAAGACCUUGAAACUGAGACAAUUAGAGCAGCAUCAUGAGGAAGUGCCACCCCAUUUGAAUCCUGCCACACAAAAGCCUUACAAAAAGCACAAUAAAAUUAAGUCAGAGCAAGUCUUGGAAUACAUAUGUUGGUUAGCAGAUGCUAAUAAGAUGUUUGAGGUAGCUUUAGGAACAUAUGAUUUCGAUUUGGUCAAAUAGGUUGCUUAAUUCACUUAGAAGGAUCCUAAAGAAUAUUUGCCUAUGUUGGAACGAUACUCACAAAUAAAGGAUCCUAUCGAUAUGAAGUCCACCAUUCAUAUUGAAUUGAAGAAUUACGAUAAGGCUAUCAAAGUGUUGUCAGAAGGGAAUGAGGAAUAGAAACAAAAAUCUAUUGAAUUGAUCAGAAAACAAAGCAGAUUUAGAAUAGCAUUGGAAGUGUAUAGAAAUGAUUAGGUAAUGAUGAGGAAAGUGAAGGAAGCUUUGGGAGACUAUCUAAAUAAUUAAAAGCAAUAUCAUCAAGCAUCAUUGGCUUAUGAAAGUGCUGGAUUGUAUGAAAAGGCAGUUUAAGCAUCUUCUGAAAUAUUAGAUACUAAAAGAAUUCUGUCUUUUGAUCCUAAGGAGGAUUAUUUGUUAAACUACAAUUAGAUUUUAUUGGCAGCUGGAAGAUGGAAGGAUUGUGGAUAAAUUUAAGAAUAUUUGAAGAAUCAUGAAUAAGCUAUUCAUUAUUAUUGUAAAGCAGAAGAGUGGGAAAGUGUAGCCUAAUGUUUAAGACACAAAUAAAUAAAUAUUGAUGAUCAUUUAUAAUUGGCAUUCUCUUUGAAAGUGAACCAUUUGUUGAAUUAACAACAUUUGUUCAUUUAAAAAUUAGAGAGAUUAAGAAUAGUCUAAGAGUAGAAGAAAGAACAUGGUAUUUUGGCACCAUCCUAAGUUAAUGCUGAUUUCGAUUAGAUGAGUGAUGUAAGUGGGAAAUCAGGAAUGUCAAAGUCAUCCUACACAAUGUCUGUGACUACUGGUGUUAGAAAGAGAAAGCCUAAGGAGAAGUCAUUUUUGAAUAGAAACAUCAAGGAAGGUUCCCCUGUCGAGGAAGAGUAUUUGAUUGAAUUCCUUAAGGACAUACAAGUUAAAAGUGCUGACCUAAUUAAUUCGAUUAAAAAGUUUUAAAAUUAUUUGAUUUUCUUUAACCAACCAAAGUUGUCUCUGGAGAUGUCUACAAAAACUAAAGAAUAUUUAAAUACGAUUAAGCCUGAGAUCAAGAGUUUGUUAUAAUAACAAUUUGAAGAGUAGAAUUAACAAGCGGUUGAUUUGUAUCCAUACAAAUCGGUUGUGCCCAGCGAAUUUAACCAAGCUUUAGAUGAUUUAAUUAAAUGA
Molecule: messenger RNA, 3519 nt
Organism: Paramecium tetraurelia
Lineage: Eukaryota; Ciliophora; Oligohymenophorea; Peniculida; Parameciidae
Exons: 7
Biological process (GO): tRNA wobble base 5-methoxycarbonylmethyl-2-thiouridinylation
Cellular component (GO): cytosol; elongator holoenzyme complex
Molecular function (GO): tRNA binding; protein binding
Source: RefSeq, a predicted model, not a curated record